GAAGUCUCGCGAGAGGCGCGGGGCACGCUGGGAGAGGCGAUGUGUUGGGAGGGGGAGGGGGGCGUUGCCGUGGCAACGGCGGAGCGCGGGGCCGGGCCUGGCGGGCUCCAGUGGGGGGCUGCCCCACAGCGAUGCCAUCCCGCCCGCUGCCCCCCGAGCUCAGCCCCCCCCUCGACUUCUCCUUCCGCCCUCUGCGUACCCUGGAGGAUCUGAGCCCUGAGGGCGGCCCCUCUCCCACCCUGGCCCUACGCCUGCCUUACACCGGGCUGAGCAGCCUUUGGGGGCUGCACCCCACCCUGCAGCGGCUCCUGGCCGACCCCACACAGCUCCGUUGGCUCGACCUGUCCUUCAACUGCCUGACCGCCAUUGACCCGGUGCUGACCACGCUGGGGGGGUUGCAGAGCCUCCACCUGCACGGGAACGCCAUCGGCUGCCUGAGCGAGGUGGACAAACUGGGGGCUCUGAGGCAGCUGCACCGCCUGACGUUGUGUGGGAACCCCCUGGAGAAGGAGAGGGGCUACAGGCGCUACGUGCUGGCCCUGCUGCCCCAGCUCAGCACCUUGGAUUUCAGUGCUGUGACCCAACAGGAACACAGGGAGGUGGCAGUGUGGGAACACAACCAGAGCCGGCCCCGAGCCCAGCGAGCUUCAGAAUGAGAGCACCCCCCCCAACAUCCUUGGGGAGGAGGAGCAGCAGGUGAAGAAGGCGCCAGGAACCACCUGGGAGCAGCGAGAUGUUUGUAGGGGCGGCGGGGGGAAAUCCCAUACAACGCUCCCCCCCCCCCAAAAAAAAAGAAGCCAACAGAGCAGGUAAUGAAUGAACCCACAGCCAACGCACCCCACUGCUGCCCAGCGACCAGGUGGGACACAGAGGAGGCUGGAUGUGUUUUUAUCUGCGAUGGCAGAAGGAGAAUAAUUAAAACAAACCCACCCCCCCCAAAAGAAAACCCAAUAGAAACGAGGAGGAGGAGGGUGGAGGAAGCCGAUGGGAAGGUCUCCUCCGGGAGCAUGCAGCUCCUGCCUGCCCUUCCCAGGGUGAAGGGGGGAAGGGGGGGGGGGGGGGGAUGUCAGCCCCCCAGCAAUGAGGCUGCAGCCCCCUCCCCACUGCCCCCCAUGCAUACAGUGGGGAAGAAGCCACAGGGGCAGCGCUGGUGGGGUCUGUGGGAGCGCUGGUGGGGUGUAUGUACAAGUUCUGUGCCGUGGGGAUGAAAGGGGGAG
Molecule: messenger RNA, 1217 nt
Organism: Gallus gallus (chicken)
Lineage: Eukaryota; Metazoa; Chordata; Aves; Galliformes; Phasianidae
Product: leucine-rich repeat-containing protein 51-like
Exons: 6
Coding region: 132-656 (174 amino acids)
Molecular function (GO): protein binding
Source: RefSeq, a predicted model, not a curated record